AUGAUCACGGAUAGCGACCCGAACGGCGAGCGCGGUUAUGGCUUGCCAAAUCCUCUGGUGGAAGAAUGGCUUCUAGACCACUACGUCCGCUCAGUGCCGCUGCUCUCCGACACUGAUACUUUUGAGGAGAUCGAGGACGUAGUUAGAAAAUACCAUCAACUACCAUUCCGUACUAGCGGAGAAGCGCAGGAGCGCCUCGCAUCGCAUCAUUGGAAGGACGGUGGUGGUCCGCAGCUACCUUUGGCUCUAUAUGAUCUCUUACAGAGGGUCAACGAGGUAUACCCAUCCCAAGAUGGGAAGCAGAUUCAACUCAAGCUAUGUGUCCUCGCUCACCAAGAGGUCAAAACCGUUCGCUGUUUCGAGUUCGAUCGCCUCCAACAACAUCCCGGGGAGUUACCAUUCACGGGAAUCGCUAAAGGCCUACAAGACCACUACUGGCACCUUGAACGUAUCCACCGUUCCAAGAUUCGUAGUAAUCGCCAGACAGAACAGGCGGAGACAUGGGCCGCAUGCAGCGUCGCGUAUGCAAAUUGGGAGAUCGCAGACUGUUCACGAAAGCUCCAGAGAGACCCCGAUCUAGUAGACGUCGCGCGAAAGGGAAGGGACGGUAUGAUGCACCGGCUGCAGGCCUACCCAGUCGGCGUAGAGGUCGACUUGGCUUACACCGUCGCGAUCAAGGGUCUCUUGCACGAAUUGGUUCAUCGAUUUGGCGAUGUGCAUGGGGGACGUACGUUUGCAAAUAUGCGAGUAUUCUCGAGCAACCCACCAAACCGCAACCUGGCUCUCGACGCGUGCGACUCGGAAUUCGACGUGCACCUUCCCGUGCUGUUGAUCAAUCACCAAUCUCAGGCUUCUAGAGACAAGCUCCAGACAGAGACAAGGAAUAAGCAACGUGUGGCUGUGGCUAGCGCAGCUUGGUUCUUUAGAACGAUGGGCAUAGUAGACUUCCCUGUCUACGGCCUCGCUGUCUGCGGUUCUCGGGGAUACCUCACCCAAGCAUGGUACUCAGAUGCCCACAAUUGUUGCUAUCUCGUUGACCGCAAUAUCCUCGAGAACCCACUUGACCUGGAGGCAGAAGAUGGGGAACCUCGGGUAUACAACUUUUUGUCACGGCUGAACGAGCACGCCAAGCAGUUGGAGGAGCAUUUCAACGCGAGCAGGGAGCAGGUUUACGCUCGCGCGCAGAGCCAGGACAGCGAGGCCAAACUGCCGUUCCUGGACUGGACAGCGUUGUCUCAGAUGGAGCAGUACCAGGGUGAAUUCUCGACGUCGGAUGAAGACGAAUUGUAG
Messenger RNA from Dichomitus squalens LYAD-421 SS1, 1290 nucleotides. RefSeq lists its product as uncharacterized. The record is from RefSeq and is a predicted model, not a curated record. Lineage: Eukaryota; Fungi; Basidiomycota; Agaricomycetes; Polyporales; Polyporaceae. The coding region runs from base 1 to 1290 and encodes 429 amino acids. The transcript has 3 exons.